AUUGUUUGUAUUUUAAAACGCAAAAAUACUACAGCGAAGAAAUACGAAUGCAAUGAAAUGAAAAUGUUAGUCAGAGACACGUGGUUUGUUCCCUUUCCAAUUUAGACAGCAUGGACAACAAGCAAAAAGCAAAGUCAGUGACGUUAUCAAUUUGGGGAGAACAACAACAACAACAAAUUAAUUAAUCCAAUCUUUGAGAUGCAAAAAGAAAGCUCGUGGUCUGUUGUAUGGUUGAUUCGUCAAAAUCCCCAAGAAUAUUACAACUCAGAUUCGAUCUCUUUUUCAUUCAUUCCUUCAUUACACAACGUUUGACCCUAUUCUCUUCAUCCAUGGCUUCUCUGAAUUUCACUCCGGUUCGUUACAACAACAGGAACUCGGCUGCUGACUUUGCUGUCGCUCGCCAUGCUCGUCCGAGUAUGACUGGGCCCUCUCGAGUUGGGUUCAAGGUUUUUGCUUCAGUUUCUCAAGCUGAGCCAGAUUUGAGUGUGUCUGUGAAUGGGCUCAAAAUGCCCAAUCCGUUUGUGAUCGGGUCGGGUCCUCCCGGCACCAAUUACACCGUCAUGAAGAGAGCCUUUGAUGAAGGCUGGGGCGCUGUGAUUGCCAAAACUGUGUCACUAGAUGCUGCCAAAGUUAUUAAUGUAACUCCAAGGUAUGCCCGGCUACAAGCAGGAGCAAAUGGCUCAGCCAAGGGACAAAUAAUUGGGUGGGAGAACAUUGAACUCAUCAGUGAUCGCCCUCUUGAAACUAUGUUAAAAGAAUUUAAGCAACUGAAAGAAGAGUAUCCAGAUAGGAUUCUUAUUGCCUCCAUUAUGGAAGAAUAUGACAAAGCUGCCUGGGAAGAACUUAUUGAUCGAGUUGAGCAAACUGGGAUUGAUGCCAUAGAAAUUAAUUUCUCAUGCCCUCAUGGCAUGCCUGAGCGUAAAAUGGGUGCAGCAGUUGGGCAAGAUUGUGCGCUGUUGGAUGAAGUUUGUGGAUGGAUAAAUGCAAAAGCGACUGUUCCUGUAUGGGCAAAGAUGACACCUAACAUCACUGACAUCACAAUGCCAGCAAGGGUGGCUUUAAGUUCAGGAUGUGAGGGGGUAUCUGCCAUUAAUACAAUCAUGAGUGUGAUGGGAAUCAAUCUUGAUACUUUACGUCCAGAGCCCUGUGUUGAGGGCUACUCAACUCCUGGGGGUUAUUCUGGCAAAGCAGUCCAUCCUAUUGCACUUGCAAAAGUAAUGAGCAUUGCAAAAAUGAUAAAUUCGGAAUUUAAUGACAAGGAGUACUCACUUUCUGCCAUUGGGGGUGUUGAGACAGGGGGUGAUGCUGCUGAGUUUAUUCUUCUUGGAGCAUAUACUGUCCAGGUCUGUACAGGUGUUAUGAUGCAUGGCUAUGGCCUUGUGAAGAAACUCUCUGCGCAGCUCAAGGAUUUUAUGAAGAAGCAUGAUUUCUCAUCUAUAGAAGAUUUCAGAGGGGCAUCCCUUCAAUAUUUUACAACUCAUACGGAUUUAGUGCGAAGGCAGCAAGAAGCAAUUCAAGAGAGGAAAGCCGUUAAGAAAGGUUUGCAGUCUGACAAAGAUUGGACAGGAGAUGGCUUCGUGAAAGAGACUGAGAGCAUGGUUUCUAACUAAUUGGACUGCCAAAGGAAAGCCUUCUCUGUCUAUUGUAUGAUUCUAAAUAAAUGGGUUUUUAGUUGUAUGUGGUUGAGAGAUGUCUUUCUUGUUCUUUGCAUCUCAGAAAGGGUUAAUCGUACGAAUGAUUGAAGGUGCUGAUGUAAUAAACCAAAAGACAAGUUGUUAAUAAGGAAGUGCAGCUGUUUCAUGUAGCA
This is a messenger RNA of Durio zibethinus, 1807 nucleotides long. RefSeq names its product pyrimidine 1 (gene PYD1). Lineage: Eukaryota; Viridiplantae; Streptophyta; Magnoliopsida; Malvales; Malvaceae. Gene Ontology annotation, molecular function: NADP binding; dihydropyrimidine dehydrogenase (NADP+) activity; uracil binding. The record is from RefSeq and is a predicted model, not a curated record. Gene Ontology annotation, biological process: thymine catabolic process; uracil catabolic process. Gene Ontology annotation, cellular component: cytoplasm.